Molecule: messenger RNA, 659 nt
Organism: Moneuplotes crassus
Lineage: Eukaryota; Ciliophora; Spirotrichea; Euplotida; Euplotidae
Source: the annotation of a GenBank genome assembly
AUACAAUCAGAAUGGAGUCUGAUAUUGGCCAGCCAGCAAAACCUGAAUCCUCGGACACUUUAGCUUACCUCCUCAUAUGAGGAAUCAUCGGCUUUAUAGUCAUGGGAUUCUUAGCAUUCAAAUCCGGGAAGCAAAACCCUUUAACAGAAUGUAUGGAUAGCUCUCAGAAACUCUUACAAGAAGAAGAACAAACGAAAACAAUUAAAAUGGACCACUCAACCUCUGCAAAGAGAAGAAAUAAAACUCAAAAGGAGUCGGCAACUUCAGACAUCUCUGCAGAUAAGCUAGACUUAGAUAAGUCUCUAAAUAAGCUCGCUAAAGAAGCUGAAAGUGAAGGAGACGAUUCUGAAGAGAAGGAAACAAGCAGGAUUAAAAAGUCAAAGAAAAGCAAAUCGAAAAUGUCCAAAGGAGAGGAGUCAAAGGAAGAUAAUGAGACUAAUUGCCUAUCAACUUCACUAAAAGAGAAAGCACCGGAAGAGAGCCAAGUUGAUGCAUCCAUUCUAGGCCAAAGUGAAAUUGAUGAUGGAUGGGAAAUAGUCAAAUCAAGAGUUAGGAAACCAAAGCAAGAUUAGGCCGGCACCUAAUAAUUUUGUUUCAAAAUUCUCAUUACCAAAUGGUGUCAUAAUUAUUACUUGGUUAAGGCUUUCAAAGAUUUAAAC